Molecule: messenger RNA, 1317 nt
Organism: Macrosteles quadrilineatus (aster leafhopper)
Lineage: Eukaryota; Metazoa; Arthropoda; Insecta; Hemiptera; Cicadellidae
Exons: 3
Coding region: 1-1317 (438 amino acids)
Source: RefSeq, a predicted model, not a curated record
AUGUCUAGUAUCGGUCGGAUAUCGGAGUUUAAUCCGUACGAAGAAGAUAUUAGUUCGUAUUUGUUACGUUUGAAACACUUUUUCAAGGCCAACGAGGUCAAGGACGUGAAGCAGGUCUCCAUCUUGAUUACUGUAAUAGGCCCUAAAAUAUUAGCCGUCCUCACCGAUCUUAUUUCUCCUAAGAAGAUUGAUGAAGAAUCUUACGAUAAUUUGAGCAAAAUCUUGGAAGAUCAUUAUUCUCCUAAACGCCUUGUGGUCGCUGAGCGUUAUACUUUUUAUAGUCGAUGCCAGAAACAAUCUGAAAGUAUUGCCGAGUUCGUAGUGGCAGUGAAGCAUUUGGCUUCGACGUGUGAUUUUGGAACAUUCUUAUCGGACGCACUGAGAGACAACCUAUCAGGCAGUGUUAAAUCUAAGGGUGGUGAACCUAACCUAACCCUAGGUAAGGCCGUUGAGCCUAAAGUCGUUUCUGGUUUGAAACAAAAGUAUGCCUCUGUGUUCAAAGGAGGUCCUGGUGAAAUUAAGGAUGUUGAGGCACGUAUUGUGCUAAAAGAGGAUGCUGUGCCAAAAUUUUGUAAAUAUCGCCCUGUUCCUUACGCGUUGCGUAAAUCAGUAGAAGAUGAGAUUGAUAGGAUGAUUGCUGAAGGUAUUGCUUAUCCCGUUACCAGCUCUCAGUGGGCUACUCCUAUUGUGGUGAUUCAGAAGAAAAGUGGGAUGCGACUCUGCGGGGACUUUAAAGUAACCCUUAAUCAAGUGAUCCAGUCGGAACACUAUCCCUUGCCUCAACCGGAGGACAUUUUUGCUACUCUAGCAGGUUGUAGCUGGUUUUCAGUUUUGGACUUGGAGGCAGCGUAUCUCCAACUUCCUGUGGUGGAGGAGUCCCAACCACUCUUGACUCUAACUACGCACAAAGGCUUAGUGCGUUUGCGACGUCUGCCGUAUGGUUUGUCUUCGGCUCCGGCUCUCUUUCAAGCGGCCAUGGACAAAAUUAUUGGUGGCCUACCUGGGUCAGUGGCAUAUUUGGAUGACGUACUGGUGGGUGGAUCUUCACAAGAGGAAGCGUUGUCACGCUUGGAGAGUGUUCUUCAACGUCUUCAAAGUUAUGGAGUCAAGACUGACCAUGCUCCUUUAGUGACAAUCUUUGGAAAUAAGCGGGGAGUUCCCUGUGUCGCCGCUGCGCGUCUUCAACGAUGGGCCCUGAUCCUCUCCGCCUACAGUUUUGAAGUAAAGUACCGCCGUGGCUUGGACUUGCCACAUGCGGACGCUCUUUCGAGAUUACCGUUACCUGAUGACGACCAAUUGGAGCUGGAUUCCAACUAA